AUGGAUUCUCAUCGUGAAUUAACAGUAAGAGCUGCACGCAUUCGUCAAGCCAACAUCUUGAUCCAUCCAGUUGUUGGAUUAACCAAACCAGGCGAUAUCGAUCAUUAUACAAGAGUGAGGGUUUAUCAAACAAUAAUGACAAAAUAUCCAAAUGGUAUGGCAGCUUUAGGGUUAUUGCCAUUAGCUAUGAGAAUGGGAGGUCCACGUGAGGCAUUAUGGCAUGCAAUUAUCAGAAAAAAUUUUGGCGCAACACAUUUUAUCAUUGGUAGAGACCAUGCAGGACCUGGUAAAAAUAGCGAUGGUGAAGAUUUUUAUGGUGCAUAUCAAGCUCAGGAAUUGGUUGCCAAGUAUAAAGAUGAAUUAAAAAUUGAAGUUGUACCAUUUCAAAUGGUAACAUAUUUACCAGACUCCGAUGAAUAUGUACCAAUUGAUGAAAUACCUCCUGAUACAAAUACACUUAAUAUUUCAGGUACUGAAUUACGCAGGAGAUUACGUACAGGUGGACAUAUCCCAGAAUGGUUUUCAUAUCCAGAAGUGGAUUCACCUUAUUCUUGA
This is a messenger RNA of Entrophospora sp. SA101, 555 nucleotides long. The record is from the annotation of a GenBank genome assembly. NCBI's taxonomy places the organism in Eukaryota, Fungi, Glomeromycota, Glomeromycetes, Entrophosporales, Entrophosporaceae.